CUGUUAAUUCCUCAAAAAUGCUGCCCCUGUUCCCCGUUUUAUAAAUUGCCAAGUUUUACGAUUCUUAUCCCCGUGUAACUUAUAACGCGUUGGUGCUAAGCUUCCUCUCUUUUGCGCUUCUUCUCUGUCGCAAAUUCUCUGAGAAGCUCUUGAAAGGGGCGCCAAUAGUGGUUUGGAGAAAUGGGGCUGACAUUUACUAAGCUCUUCAGCCGGCUUUUUGCCAAGAAAGAGAUGCGUAUUCUGAUGGUGGGUCUUGAUGCUGCUGGUAAGACAACCAUAUUGUACAAGCUAAAGCUUGGUGAGAUCGUCACCACUAUCCCAACUAUUGGGUUCAAUGUGGAAACGGUGGAAUACAAAAACAUCAGUUUCACUGUGUGGGAUGUUGGCGGUCAGGACAAGAUCCGUCCCUUGUGGAGGCACUACUUCCAAAACACACAGGGUCUCAUUUUUGUCGUAGACAGCAAUGACAGAGACCGAGUUGUUGAGGCUAGGGAUGAAUUGCACAGGAUGUUGAAUGAGGAUGAGCUGCGAGAUGCAGUUUUGCUCGUAUUUGCCAACAAACAGGAUCUUCCUAAUGCAAUGAAUGCUGCUGAGAUCACUGAUAAGCUUGGUCUCCACUCCCUCCGUCAGCGUCACUGGUACAUCCAGAGCACUUGUGCAACCUCUGGGGAGGGGCUUUACGAGGGUUUGGAUUGGCUCUCCAAUAACAUUGCUAACAAGGCGUAAAUCUAUUGGAGAGAGAAUUCUGGAUGGCAAUUCUGGAUGCAGGGGUGAAUAUUAUCUAGUGUUUUCUCUCUCUUACAUUUUUUUAUCUCGUUUCUCAUUUUGACACGGUUGGAUUUUGUUAUGUGCUAUUUUUUCGAUCCUUUAUUUAGAAGAUGGAUUUAAUGUGUUUUUGUGCUUAUAUUUGGUUUUUGAAUGCGAAAUUGCUAGCUUAAUCAACACCUUUGGUGCGUCAAUCCUUCUUGGACUGAUGGAUUUUCUGUGUUUUUUGGCAUUGAACAAGUUUUUACACCUUUGGUAUUUACUGGGAAACAUUCUGUGUUGA
This is a messenger RNA of Tripterygium wilfordii, 1048 nucleotides long. RefSeq names its product ADP-ribosylation factor 2. Bases 181 to 726 code for a protein of 181 amino acids. Gene Ontology annotation, molecular function: GTPase activity; GTP binding. Gene Ontology annotation, cellular component: cytoplasm. NCBI's taxonomy places the organism in Eukaryota, Viridiplantae, Streptophyta, Magnoliopsida, Celastrales, Celastraceae. The record is from RefSeq and is a predicted model, not a curated record. The transcript is spliced from 7 exons. Gene Ontology annotation, biological process: intracellular protein transport; vesicle-mediated transport.